CCGGCCGAGACUACCAGUAGUGCAGUGCGCCCAGGCCCGGCUCCUGCUGGCCGGCGCCACGCACUGGCCGGCCCGGCCAGGGACAGUCUAGAAGGCAGCGCCGGCCAGUGGGGCGGGGGCCCCGAAGUAGGUUUCAGGCCACCACCCGCGCUGGCAGUGGGCACAGAGGGCACCGCGCAGCGCGCUCCGUGCCUGGGCACCUCACUGGGCUUGUCUCGGUAUCUGCUAUGCUGCCCCAGCCAGGAAAACCCGGCGACUUCCAGGCCCUUCGAAAGAUGGAUUCUGUUGACGUAUCUGGCGGCCCUGGCGAGCAGGGUGGAAAGUUGGGUUUUGCCAGAUCGUACUGGGAUCCUCUUUGUGCUGCUCUGCAAGUCCCGCAUCCCGCUGCACCAGGGCCACGUGGCACCACAGCCAAGUGAUGGAUAACCUGCAGUCCCAGAACCUUUCCAUGGACAUGACUGACUCUCCUCCCACUUUGGCCAAUAACAGACUGGAGAACGGCAUGGCCCAGCUGAUAACUACCGAGGCCUGGAACAUCAACUCCACUGACCUGGUAAAGAAGGCCCUGGUGACCGUGCCGGCCCCAUCCAUUCUGAACCCUCCGGCUGAGUCCCAGAGUGGCAUGGCUCUGAAGGUGGCAGCCACCGUGGUGCAGCCCGUGUGCCUUGGGGAAAGUCCAGUGGUGAUGCCCAUUCACAUGCAGGUGGAGGGGAGCUCUGCACCGGAGCUCAACCCCAGCAGCAAUGCUACCUACGUCAUGACGACACAAGGCCCCGUGCAGCUCCCGGUAGUGUUGGAGCAGCAUGUUUUCCAGCACCUCAACUCCCCUCUGGUCCUGCCACAGGAGGCCCCGUGUUCCUCUAAUGCUAUCCACAACAACCUCUUCCAAGGGGCUGAGAACUCCCAGGCCCAGCCUCAGCUCGUGGACCUGAAGAUCCCAAGCCAGCCGCAGGAGCCCACGUUAGAAGCUGUCCUCCAGAAUUUAUUCCCUAACCAAGGCUCUCUGGGCCCUCCACCCUGCCAGCCUCCUCCUGCCUAUGCUCCAGUACCUCCCCAGGCCAUGAACUCUCCCUUGGCCCCCCUGGUCCCACCAGCUACCCUCUUGGUGCCCUAUCCUGUGAUCGUCCCUUUGCCAGUGCCAGUGCCCAUCCCCAUCCCUAUCCCAGUGCCUCAGAGUUCCGAAUCCAAGUUCAGCUCCAAUUUCCCCAAGCCAGCAUCUUCCUUCAGCCUGCACUCCUUUAAAGGCACCCAGACCACUCUGGAAAAGGAUGAACUGAAGCCCUUAGACAUCCUCCAGCCAAAGGAGUAUUUCCAGCUUAGCCGCCACACAGUCAUCAAGAUGGGGAGUGAAAAUGAGGCCCUGGAUCUCUCCAUGAAGUCAGUGCCCCGGCUCAAGGCUGGAGAAACUAGCCCACCAAUCUUCCAAGAAGACGCAGUACUCGACCUGUCCUUGGCAGCCCACCGAAAGGCAGAGGCUCCCCCAGAGACACUGUAUGACAGCAGUGAGUCAGCAGACAGACAGGGUCACUCUGUGCUGGAGAAACAUCCCAGCAGUCUGGAAAUGCCCUUUGUCCCUGCCAAGUCUCGUGAGGCCUUUGCCAUGAUGCACAGCUACAUGAGUGGUAGCAAUGGCACUGAGAUGGUCAGCCAGCCCAGCCACCCCAGCAGUGAGGUGAAGGCUGAAAAUAACAUUGAGAUCAUAAGUGAGUCCCAGGCAGCCAAGGUCAUUGUCUCAGUUGAAGAUGCUGUGCCCACUAUCUUCUGUGGCAAGAUGAAAGGCCUCUCAGGGGUAUCCACCAAAAACUUCUCCUUCAAAAGAGAAGACUCUGUGCUUCAGGGUUAUGACAUCAACAGCCAAGGAGAAGAAUCCCUGGGAAAUGCUGAGCCCCUUGUGAAACCCAUCACAAACCGGAGCAUAAAGUUAAAGAAAGUGAACUCCCAGGAAAUACACAUGCUCCCAAUUAAAAAACAACGGCUGGCCACCUUUUAUCCAAGAAAGUAAAGAAGGGCUUUAAAACAUUUUUAUGAUUAUGACAUGGGGAAAGGUGCAUUGGUUUUUUAAAAAGGCAUCUAAAACAAACUAUCUUUGUUAAUUAUUUGGGGGCGUAGGUGGGAGGCAGAAAGGCAAAUUAGCUAGUAUCAUUUUCUUUUUUAAUUUUUGACUUUUCACAAAUGAAUAAAUAAGAGCAACCUAUUUUUCAAGCAGAUUGCACAUUUUUUUGCAGCUUUAAUGGAAUAUUGGGUGAAUCAGAGGGGUAAAAAGCUAUUUUCAUUGCCACAAAGUGCUUUGAUGAUGUAAUACCUAAUAAAGGGUAGGAUGAAUAUUUCACAAUAAAUGUUUGU
This is a messenger RNA of Psammomys obesus (fat sand rat), 2343 nucleotides long. It is a transcript of the gene Rai2, whose product is annotated as retinoic acid induced 2. NCBI's taxonomy places the organism in Eukaryota, Metazoa, Chordata, Mammalia, Rodentia, Muridae. The record is from RefSeq and is a predicted model, not a curated record. Gene Ontology annotation, cellular component: nucleus. Gene Ontology annotation, biological process: animal organ development. The transcript has 2 exons. The coding region runs from base 419 to 2002 and encodes 527 amino acids.